UGAUGCUCAAUGAGUCAGUUGACUGGUUCUCAAUUACAAAAUCUGUUAAAUUUCGUUCAUUUGAUUAUUUUUAAGUCUCUGUAAACUUCUUCCAAGUCUUCGUCUUUCAUUAUAUAUUUUAUUAUUACAAGUAUUAUGUCUGUUCAGGAAGACAUGGCCAUCGAUAUCACUCGACAACUGAUUGAUUCAUUAUUUGGAUCAGAUUCAGACGAAAAGCCUAUUAAGAAGGCCAACAAAUUCAGUGAUGGCUUGUCUUUGAUCCGAGCGUUCAGUUCUUUACAGAAGGGGGAGAAUCUAAAGAGUCCGCUGAAGACAGUAAAUACCAAUUCAAUGGAUAAAAAGUGGCAAAUCUGGUAUUGGAAGCCAACCAAUGGACAGACCAGGAAUUGGGAGGACUUCCUGCAAAUGAAGACUUCGUUUUCGACUAAAGAAGAAUUCUGGAGAUGUUAUGAUAUGUUUUACACAAAUCAUAAGUCAAAUGAUCAGAAGAUUGUCGUCAACCGAGAGAAGAAAAUUCGUUUCAAAGAGAAUUCUCCGCAAUAA
This is a messenger RNA of Oppiella nova, 543 nucleotides long. NCBI's taxonomy places the organism in Eukaryota, Metazoa, Arthropoda, Arachnida, Sarcoptiformes, Oppiidae. The record is from the annotation of a GenBank genome assembly.